UCUUCAUAAGUUAUUAAUAAGAUCACUAAAAUUAGUAACUAAAUUAAUUAAGCAAGCUAGAGAGUGUUGGAAACAAAAAUGGCUAGCAAAGUUUUGUUUUUGUUACUCGUUUUAGCAAUUUGUAGCACUUUUGUGUUUUGUAAUGCGGGUGGUUCGAAGAAGAAAUCUCAUUACAAACACAAAGGUGGUUGGGGUCACGGUCAUGGUCACGGACCUCGUGGUCAUGACUCAUAUGAGCCAGAAUAUGAUGGUGGCUUAAAGAAUGACUUUUAUCGAAAGAGUUGCCCUCGUGCUGAAGAGAUUGUACAAACUGUUACAAGUAGGCAUGUCACGAGUAACCCAAAUUUGCCUGCAAAGCUUAUUAGGGUGCUCUUCCAUGAUUGUUUUGUUCGGGGAUGUGAUGCUUCUGUUUUGUUAAACUCGACCGGAAAUUCAACAUCGGAGAAAGAUGCAAAUACCAACAGAAACUUGGAAGGGUUCAACGUUAUUGAUGAUAUUAAAUCAGAAAUUGAGAAAGAGUGCAAAGGAAUUGUGUCUUGCGCUGAUAUUUUGACUCUCGCUACUCGGGAUGCUGUUUCUCUGCAAUAUGGGAGGCCGUUGUGGAAGGUGCCCACUGGAAGAAGGGAUGGAACAAUCUCAAUUGCUUCAGAGGCUUCAGCUAAUAUUCCUUCCGGUGCCUCUAACUUCACGGUCCUUGUUAACAACUUCGCUAGUAAAAACCUCACCGUUCGUGAUCUCGUUGCUUUAUCAGGUGCGCAUACAAUAGGAGUUGGUCAUUGCAAUUUUGUGAGCAGAAGACUAUUCAACUUCACUGGAAGAGGAGACCAAGACCCAUCAUUGAACCCAAAAUACGCCGAUUUUCUAAGGACUCAAUGUAGAGACCCAGCUGAUCGUACAACCACAGUUGAAAUGGACCCAGGAAGCUCCCUCUCGUUCGAUAACCAUUACUUCAAGAUCUUAAAAGAACAUAAGGGUCUUUUCGUAUCCGAUGCUGCCCUCCUCACCGAUGAUAAAGCACGAGAAUUCGCUUUACAACUUCUCAACCCUAAAAUGUUCUUUGAUGAGUUUGCUAAGUCUAUGGAGAAGAUGGGAGCUAUUGGUGUACUCACUGGAAGUCAAGGCCAGAUUAGGAACAAAUGCAGUUUGGUUAAUUAAUUACUUUACUUUAAUUCCACUACGUACAUUGUCAAUAAAUUUCAUUCUUAAUUUAACAUUUCGUACUACGUAUAACAUAAGCGUAACUAUACUAAUAUAGUAUGUAAGAUCUUGUUGUUCA
Molecule: messenger RNA, 1276 nt
Organism: Spinacia oleracea (spinach)
Lineage: Eukaryota; Viridiplantae; Streptophyta; Magnoliopsida; Caryophyllales; Amaranthaceae
Product: peroxidase 39-like
Exons: 4
Coding region: 79-1155 (358 amino acids)
Biological process (GO): response to oxidative stress; hydrogen peroxide catabolic process
Molecular function (GO): peroxidase activity; heme binding
Source: RefSeq, a predicted model, not a curated record